AUGCACGCGCCGGUCCCGUCGGCGCCGUCGGCGCCGGGGUCCGACGCGGCCCCGGUGCGACCGGCGUGGCUGGACGUUCGGAAGUGGAGGUGUCGCCGACGGGUCGACCACGCGGCGCUGCUGGUCGCCGCGAAGUGUGGAGGUUGCGUUUGGAAGCGGAGGAGCCUUAGAAUGAAGGCGGUCGCAACGAUCACUGAUCCGGCGGACCCACGAGUGGUCUUGUACCGAGUCAAAGAGCACCGAAAUCAACGCCAAUACGGGGAACAGAUCCGAAAACUCGCCAAAGCAGACAGACGUGAACAGCUGCGGCGCUUGCAGUCCAUUGUGGCCGUGCAUUACGGCAAAGAUUGUUUGGAACGUUUGAAGGCCCAAGGUUCGGCAUCUACCGCGGUCGUGUCCAUAGUAAUCAUGCAAGGCGCUUCAGCAGAACUAAUGAUGCUGGCGCAAAAGGUGUGUGAGACGUGCAGUGGAGACCUUUUCUUGUUGGCGCCAAACCUGGUGGACGAGUUCUGCAUGGACCUCGCUUGGGGCGAGCCAGUGCGCUAUGCAGUUACAUGGCCCAGGUCUUCGGAAUUAUACAUGAUGCCCCCACCCUUCUUGGUGCUUGAUGGGCUGGUGUCUGCGCAGAAUCUUGGCCAGGUUGUCAGGAGUGCCGUACUUUUGGGCAUCAAGUCCAUCAUUUUGUCACGCCCCACCUUCAACUGUUUGAAUGGCCGAGCGUGCCAUGCAUCGCAGGGCUGGCUCUACUAUGCGGAGUAUUUCUUGGCGGAAGACCUGCCGACAUCACUCAAAGAGCUGCAAACCCUUGGGAUUUGUGUGUAUGCUGCGGAGGAAUCACAUCCAAGAAUGGUAUCACCACAUCCUGACCCACGCUGGGCACUGGUGGUAGGCAAUGAGGAGCGAGGUGUCUCUGAAGAAGUCCUACGCUGCUGCAACGACUUCCUCCGAGUGCCCCAGGUGCGGGGAGCUUCGCUCAAUGUGGCGCAUGCCGCGGCCAUUUGCAUCUACGAGCUGGCGCAGCCUUCGACUGCCACCGUGCUUGGCAAAAUGCGUGCUUUAGCAUGCGCAUGCACACACAGAGGGAAAGAGAGAGAGAGAGAGGGAGAGAGAGGACGACACUGGCUCAAGCUGUUUUGGCUCUUACAUGUUUCACGCAUCUUCGGUGGAGUGCACUGA
Messenger RNA from Durusdinium trenchii, 1176 nucleotides. The record is from the annotation of a GenBank genome assembly. NCBI's taxonomy places the organism in Eukaryota, Dinophyceae, Suessiales, Symbiodiniaceae.